Molecule: messenger RNA, 7568 nt
Organism: Dalotia coriaria
Lineage: Eukaryota; Metazoa; Arthropoda; Insecta; Coleoptera; Staphylinidae
Gene: Sbf
Product: SET domain binding factor
Exons: 15
Coding region: 497-6601 (2034 amino acids)
Cellular component (GO): cytoplasm; membrane
Molecular function (GO): guanyl-nucleotide exchange factor activity
Source: RefSeq, a predicted model, not a curated record
UCAAGUGUAAUGUUGAUCUCGUAGUAAAUCGUACAGAAAACUUUGCGCCGCGUUCGUUGUGCCGUGCUAUGUGCUGGCCUGUGGCAGUGGCCCAGGUGAUUUAAUUCUCGUUCAUCUCAUCAAUUAGGCUCCGCGUCGCCGUCCGCACGAUUUCGCCGCGAGCACCAGCGGGCCAUCGCCACGGCCGCAUAAUAAAAAUGGCGUUCUGAGUGUGUCUUCCCCGUGUUGCUGGAGAAUAUUAUUCGCCUGGGUGUGGCUUGUGGAGGAGAGUUUACGAACGCGUUUCUGCAGGACGGCCCCAGCUUCUGGAAGUGUCUUUUACAAUCAUUAACAUCACACAGCAAGGUUAUAACCAGUUACAAGCAGCCCAACUAGACAGUAACGCCAGAGAGAAAGCGGCCAGAUUUUGGCUUGGAGUGAACAACAUGUGCAAGAAAAAAUGUUUGUUGCUGGAUGGUAAAUAGUAAAGGAUGCCACUGAAGGAUUAGACAAGAUAAUGUCACGCCUGGCUGAUUAUUUUGUCGUUGUCGGCUAUGAUCAUGCGAAAGAAAGAAGUGGCACUAGCAAUGGGAUUAUUCUCCAGCGUUUUCCGGAGAAAGACUGGCCGGAUACUCAUUUUAUUGAAGGAAUAGAAUGGUUUUGCCAGCCACAAGGAUGGGCUCUCUCAAGGGACAGACAGGAACCACGUUUCUUCCUGUCUGUUCUUACAGACAUGGACGCGAACCGGCACUAUUGUGCUUGUCUGUGUUUCAACGAGACUGUGUCGAUCACGCCGAGUAAACCAGUCGAUGAGGAUGAGGAUGUUGAUGGAGAUAGUUUGGUGCGCGCAGUGCCAGCUAUCUCACAUCAUACAACAAUGUAUGCACCAAAAUGCCUUGUGCUGGUGUCGCGGUUAGAUUAUAUAGAAACGUUUAGAAAUUGUUUAGGCAUAAUUUAUACGGUGUACGUUGAGAAUAUCGACGUGCCGUUGGAGACGCUGGUCGGUAAUAUCCUGGGAUGCAUUCAGGUACCGCCGCCCGGUGGCCCCCAGGUGCGGUUCAGCAUCGGGGCGGGUGAUAGGCAGGCGUUGCAGCCGCCCAUCAGUCCCUCGCUGCCAGUCACGCAUACUUCUGUUAACUUAUUAUUCCAAGAAUUAGGUAUAAGGAAUGUGUUAGUAUUAUUCUGUGCCAUAAUGACAGAGCACAAGAUUCUAUUCCAUUCAAAGAGCUACAACAGACUGACUGAAGCUUGCCGCGCACUCACUGCGCUCAUGUAUCCGUUUCGAUACAGCCACGUUUACAUCCCGUUGUUGCCCGCUGCACUAGUCGAAGUGCUCUCCACGCCGACACCAUUCAUCAUGGGCGUGCAUUCUUCACUGAAAUCGGAAACAACUGAACUCAUGGAUGUAAUUGUUGCUGAUUUGGACGGAGGCAGUAUAACUGUGCCCGACGGCGUCUCACUACCACUGCUACCUGAACCACUGUUAAGUAAUACUCAAGAGGCGCUUAGCCUUAUCCUGCAACCUGAAUUAAGUUGUGCGGAUCAUGCGUUCCUUCCGCUGGCUGUGCGUGCACCGCAGCCCAAUAUGCUGGACAAGCAAAUCCGUGCGGUCUUCAUGCGGCUGUUCGCUGUUCUCUUACAAGGUUAUCGCAGUUGUCUCACGCUCAUACGCAUCCACCCUAAACCGGUGAUAACCUUCCACAAAGCUGCAUUUCUUGGCGAACGCAUGUUGAUUGACUGCGAUUUCACCACGCGUGUGUUGGACUGCAUGUUUUUUACUAGUUUUGUCGCUGAGCGAGGCGCUCCUUGGAGGCCGUGCGAUGUUUGGGAUGAGUUAUAUAGUAAUAUUGGGGAGUUGCUCAAGAAAGAGGCUAAAGAACCGACGUUGAUGCUUACACAUCUGGAGGAAUUGGCGCGGCAGUUAUAUUCGAACGAGAAUCCCAAUCCUCAAGCAUACGCGCAAAAGAUCUUAGCGCCGCCGGAGGGUGCUUUUGCAAGGAUACAUCAACCUGCGUUACCUACGAUAAAUCCGCUGCAGGUUCAAGCAAUUAUCGAGGAAGGACUGUCGAAACACGAUUUGAAAUCUAGCGGAGACUAUGCAUGGUUGCAAUCAUUGAGACCAAUCCAACCUCGGAUAGUACCAAUGGGCCCACAUAUAUCAACACUAAACGAAAACAAGAACCCAGUGAGUAACUCCGCACGACGUUUAGAAGUACUCCGCAAUUGCGUCAAUUGCAUUUUCGAAAAUAAAAUCUCAGACGCGCGUAAAACCCUCCCGGCGGUCAAACGCGCAUUACAAUCAAAAGCUGCCCGCCUUGCCUUGUGUAACGAACUAUCACAGCAUGUGAACGGCAAUAAAGCGAUGUUGGAUACGCAACAGUUUGAUCUCGUCGUCCGGCUUAUGAACUGCGCUCUUCAGGAUGAUUCCUCAAUGGAUGAACACGGCGUUGCGGCGGCGUUACUUCCGCUAGCCACGGCUUUCUGUCGAAAGUUGUGCACUGGCGUGAUACAAUUCGCAUACACUUGCAUUCAGGAGCACUCCGUCUGGCAGAAUCAACAAUUCUGGGAGGCGGCGUACUACCUUGACGUGCAGAAAGAUAUCAAAGCUUUGUACCUCCCACGGUUGGAUACAAUCAGUCCUCGACUUGGGAUUGAAAAGAUUAGUCCCACAUCACCGAGGGACAACAAUAGUAAAGAUUUUUAUUGGGGAAAUCGCAGGAGUGUUAUUAACAGAGUUGCGGAACCCAGCGCAUUGGAGAUCGCAGCCGAGCAAAUGCGCGUGUGGUCGAAUUAUGAUAUAGCGAAACAGAAUGAGUUGUUGCAGAGCGAAGAGAGCACGCUGUACAGUCAAGCAAUACACUAUGCUAAUCGAAUGAUAUCACUGCUAAUACCUUUAGACGUUGGAACGAAGUAUCACAGACAAGAUCAUCAUUAUGAUGAUGAACGCGCUAGUAAUAGUAUAGCAAAUUCCGUUGCUGAGAGUGACAGUGCGGAUGCAGAGUCAGGGUUUGGUGAUCAAGAUCCUGGUGAAACUGGAGCAACCGUCAUUCGCUUGGUUUCGCGGUUUAUUGAUAAAGUGUGUAAUGAGGGUGGUGUAAAUCGUGACCAAAUUCGCAAUUUACACCAAAUGGUUCCUGGGGUUGUGUACAUUCACAUUGAGACCCUUGAGGCGGUUUAUCGAGAAUCAAAGAGAUUGCCUCCCAUACAGAAACCUAAGAUUAACAUGCCCAGCAUGUUACCAGGCGAAGAAAUUAUCAUAGACGGUCUGAGGGUUUAUCUUCUGCCGGACGGUCGAGAAGAAUCAGCCCCUGGUAAUUUGGGAGGUCCACCAUUGUUGCCUGCAGAGGGUGCCAUCUUUAUCACCAACUAUAGGAUUAUUUUCAAGGGUACACCUUGUGAUUCACUAGCGUGCGAGCAGGUUAUCGUGAGGACUUUCCCAGUAACAUCGUUGACGAAAGAGAAAAGGGUUGCAGUACAAUAUUUAGCACAUCUUGAUCAAUGGCUGCAGGAGGGUUUACAACUGAGGAGUUGUACCUUUCAGUUGAUGAAACUCGCAUUUGACGAGGAGGUCACUGCUGAGAAUAUCGAAGCGUUGCGGAAGUGUAUUCAUAAGAUUCGGCAUCCGCCCGAUGUCUUCCAUCAUUUCGCUUUUACUGGGCAGAUUGUCGUUUCGCAGACGCCAUUACACAAAGGCAAGGAGAAGAAUUCAACUUUAACGGGUUUUGCAAAGAAAACUUUGUGGAAAACAGCUCGCAAGGCGGGUUUCAAACAGAAACCUACUUCGAAACGUCAAAAAUACGUGCUUCCGAACAUCGUAGUAAAUAACUCAAAAUACCUCACUUCACCUGGUAGAAUGAGUCUUCCAAACACGGAUGACUAUGGUCAUGAUGAUGACUCCAUUGGCGAAUAUGAAUCGGGGCCACCCUCAAAUAUAUCCAUUACCACAACACCUGCAGACACGAAAACGCUGGAAAGACUAGCAGAGCGUAGUUAUGUACGGGAUUGGCAACGCAUGGGACUGUGCACUGAAAGUGGAUCACCGUCAAAUGCAAAGCCAGCGCCUGAUCAUUUCCGGUUGACUUCGGUGAAUUCUAUUUAUAUGAUUUGUCGAAGUUACCCGGCUUUAAUGGCGACUCCGGCGAGUGUAUCGGAUGAAUCUAUCCGACGGUUCAGUCGUUGCUAUCGCCAGGGACGGAUUCCUGCGAUAACAUGGAGACAUCCAAGGACCCGGGCGUUGUUACUGCGUGGUGCUGGUCAUCACGCAAAAGGAGUAAUGGGAAUGCUAAAGAGCCAUCCCAGUAGUAACACUUCAACGGAAACAACGUCGUCAGUGGAGCAGGAGCGAUAUUUGAGUGCGCUGGUGGCCGCAACGCCGAUUUUUAACCAACGGCAAGGCUGGGGCAUGUCUGACAGUAGUCUUAGUAUAGAUUCCUUGUUCCUUGCAGCUGAGGAACAUCUUGGCGGGACUUUAACGCCUGAAGUUGCACGAAGAACGAAUCCUUUCAAUAAAGCCAUCGGUACUUUAGGUGGUUUUCAAAGAACAAGUGGUGGGAAAGGUCCCAAGAACUUUGGGCGUUGGGGUUCACUGAAAGAUAAACGUCACGCUUCACAAGCAUCGCUCAGCAAUGUAUCUCAAAAUAAGGCGAAUGCUAGGCACUCGGCGGAAGUGGACGGCACCGAUGGUGUUAAUUCAUUGCAGCGUGCCGCAUUGUACAUCCUUGGCGAGAAAGCACAGAUGAAGGGCGUCAAAGUGGAAUCCGCACCAAAGACUGAUUUUAUACCGGUGGAGUAUCACGACGUGCGGCAUACGAAGGCAGCGUUUAAGAAGCUCAUGCGCGCUUGUAUUCCUAGCUCACAACCGGAACCCGAUCAGAGUUAUCACAAAUUGAUCGAAAAUUCGGAAUGGCUGCAACAGUUGCAGAACAUAAUGCAAUUGUCUGGCGCAGUUGUGGAUCUGCUUGAUUUACAGGGAUCAUCAGUGGCGAUUUGCCUUGAAGACGGCUGGGAUAUUACCGCACAAAUCUCAUCGAUUGCUCAAUUAUGUUUAGACCCACAUUAUCGUACACUAGAUGGUUUCCGCGUGUUGGUAGAGAAGGAGUGGAUUGGUUUUGGCCAUCGUUUCAGUCACCGAAGUAACCUCAACGCUACUUCCCAAGCUAGUGGGUUUGCGCCGACGUUCUUACAAUUUUUAGACGUCGUUCAUCAAAUACAAAAGCAGUACCCAAUGGCAUUCGAAUUCAACGACUACUAUCUCCGUUUUCUUGCUUAUCACUCAGUUUCAUGCCGCUUCCGCACUUUUCUAUUUGAUUGCGAGUUGGAACGUGUUGAAAGCGGUGUGGCUGCAGUGGAAGACAAACGGGGCUCGCUCACAUCGCAUCAUAAGAGCGUAGAUACAAUAUCCGACGACGAAGGAGUCUACCCGGGUGGUAGGCUUGCUGGUACAAUCUCAGGGCUUAAUCUAGGCCAGUCCGUUUUCGAUUACAUCGAGAAACAACACGCACGUUCGCCGAUGUUCUUCAAUUCGAUGUAUACCCCUGAUUUGGAGCAUCAUGUACUCCGACCGCAAUCUCAUCUUCCUUGCCUGGAAGUGUGGGGGUAUUACAUUGAUGAGGAACUGGCGUACGGUCCCAGUUACGACAUCGAAAUCGUGCAAAUGGACGCACAGCAAGAGGAAGAAGCGGCGGCAGCUGAUGGGAUAACUAAAUCGACCAGAAAUAUUGUUACAAAAGGUUAUGAUAUCUCGAAUCGCAGCGUACCGGAAGCUUUCGGACAUUUAUUGGAGGAGAUUCAUCGCUUGGAGACUGAGCUGGGACAUUUACCACAAAAGUGGAAAGUGUUGUGGGAUAAAUUGGAAUUGCCUUCUUCGGACUCACUGACAAGACAUGCUUCAUUCAGUACUGCGUUGGUGAGAUCGCAUGGCCGGUUGGUUCAUAAAAGGUCCACUCUAGAAAUUCUUAUGCGGGGUAAAAUGGUGGGCGCAGCGGAAGCUACUUUGGGUUAUUCUCAUCCGCACAGAUUUGAAAAAUAUAAUUACACAACUCCAACGCAAUGUGAUUUAUGUGCAAAUGUACUUUGGGGACCAGUGAAGACGGGUAUGAGAUGUCAGGAUUGUGGAUAUAGCUGCCAUGAAAAGUGCAUUGAAGGUGUGCCCAAAAAUUGUACGAAGUAUAAGAUCGCCGGCGAUAAUAACACAUCACAAACAAUGACGGCAACUGGGGGUGACAACGGUUCAGUUAGUUCAGGCAGUGCAAGACAAACUUCUAGUCAACAAUACUACGAGCAAUUUUCUUCGAACGUGGCCGAGAAUCGAACGCACGAAGGAUAUCUCUACAAACGCGGCGCUUUGCUCAAGGGUUGGAAGCAACGCUGGUUCGUCCUGGAUUCCAUCAAACAUCAGUUGAGAUACUACGACGCGAUGGAAGAUUCUCAUUGCAAAGGAUUCAUUGAUCUUUCCGAAGUCAUUUCCGUGACACAGGCCACUCCUGCGCCAGGUCCUCCUAAGAAAACUGAUGAUAAAUCAUUCUUUGACUUACGAACAAACAGGAGGACUUACAACUUUUGCGCUGGUGAUGCAGGCAGUGCUCAGGAAUGGAUCGAGAAGCUUCAAGCAUGCCUUCAGUGAACAGCGAAGCAACCCAGUACUAUCUUGCUUUUAAAUGUUUGCUUAAUUCAUAGCUCAAACUCUCACUCAGUUAUAUAUAUUUCUUUUACACUUCGCAUCCAAAGGUUAUUCUUAGUCAUAAUUUUAAUCCGAACGCGAAAACACGUGAGACACGCCCGGUCAGAAAACAAAUAUAUUAUAUAUGAUAUUUGUAUAUAGAUGGUAUAUUUACUAGAAUUUUUUUAAGUUGCAUAUAAGUUUUGACAAAUGAAUAUAUAUUUUUAUAAAUGUUAGCUUGCCGCGGACGCGCAUGCGAACAGAGACGAAUGUUAAAUGGGAUAUUAUUUACGUUUGCGGUGUUUUACUUGUUAGCACGACAUUUUAAACCUGAUUGUUGUAAUAAUGAGGCUUUAUGUGUCUAAUGAUGACAAAUCAAUGAAAAUCAGGAGCGAACUAAUCAUAAGCACACGAAUCAUGCGCGAGAGCUCUCUACUCACACAAAAGACACGCGAUCUGAUUUGGAAUCAUAAUAACUUGUAAGUUACGGCAUAACAUUAUCGGGACAGUAUUUGAUUACAUUCCCAUCCUCCACACACUUACACACACACCUAGCAGGAAUUACGUUACAUAUCUUGGAGGCGGGCUUCAAGUAAACUAAAUCAUCACGCACGGUGUGAUGCUUUAAUUUCACAAGUCAAGCUGAUAAUCGCAUCAUCCACACAAUAACUAAGUAUUGGUUGUCGGAAUAUACAUGAUUACAUUGUUAUGCAUUACUUAUUACAUUUUGUUUUGUGAUAUUAUCUACAUAUUUGAUAUUACCUAUUGUAUUGUUUAGUUUUUUUCCUACAACAACAAAAAAAUAAUACAAAAGUAGCUACAUAUUUGUAAUGCGAAACGGACGAGACGCUGAGAGUAUAUGAUAAUAAUAGAUAGUAAUAUUAUUGAAAAGUUGAAUGAAAAUGCAAAUUAUGGGAGAUAAUGAAAUGAA